AAUUUUUAUCAAAUGUCUGAGAGUGACAAACAAGAUCCUUAAUCGCAAUCCUCAUCUGCAAAAUAACCAGAAGAAUCUAAUUAAGAUGUUAAAGUUACUAGUGCAUGGGAGAAAUCAUCUAAGGAGCUAAUAAAUUCUCAUUAAAAUAAAUUUGAUGCAUUUAAGUCUAUGGCAGAUUAGAGUGGAACAAUAGAUGAAAGUCAUUUUACAAUAGGUGGAGAAUAGAAAUCUGAAAUCUUUAAGAGAUUUGAUGCUGAUCAUGAUGGCAAAAUAACUCAAUAGGAAUGGAAUCAGGGUUGGAAUAAUCUUGAUGUCUAAGUAUUAGAAACAUAACAUAAAGUUGCAAUAGCGUAAUAGAAGAUGGAAAUUUUGGAUGCCUUGGAAGCUAAAGUAGAACCUGGAUUAAAUAUAAGUUAAAGAUCCCAAAAUUAAUAUCAUAGCAUGGUGGAUAGAGUAAAGAAUACAUCAACGUUAAGUGGUUUAACUGAUAUAUUCAAUAAGAAAUCUCCUUAUAGAGAACAUGAAGAAUAUCAAGAGAGCAGUAAUUAUGAUUUUAGGUAAAAAGAAAGUAACAGACCUUUGGAUUAAUUAUUAUAACAGUUUAAAACACCUAAUAAAAUAGAUAUCUUAGUUGAAACUGGCAGUGGAAAUGGAUCAGGUAAAUACAUCGGUAGUAAUAAACAGACAUCAAAAUUUGGAUUAGUAUAAGGAAGUGCUUCACCUGGAUUUAAUCCUGCAACCUUGAGAAAUGAUAAUUAAUACAAUUCAAAGGUUCAUUAACAAAUGAAUAUUAAUAUUGAUAUUAAAGAUAAAAAUAAAUCAAAUAAAAGAAGAGAAGAAUUGGCCAACUAUAUGGGUAAAUUAGGUUUGGGAGGGAAUGAAUCUAUUUCAAAAUCAUAGAUUAGUAUUGAGUAGCCUAAUUCAAGUAAGAUUAAUAAUCAUAAUUUAGAUGUUUUUGAGAGAAUGAAAGUUUAUGUUAAUAAUAUUGGAUCUCAAUAUCCUAGAAAUUAGUCAUAACCUGGACUAAAUGACCUCGUUAAUGAUAAAUCAUUUAGCACAAGCACAUUCAAAUAAUAAUUAAAGUAAUAUAGAAAAGAGAGAGGUGGAGAACAAUAAGAUACUUAAGCUACCAAGUUCUCUAAACCUCCCAACUUCUUAGAAAAUCCAUUAUUGCAGGAUCAAUCCUUAAAAAGUUUUCAUCUAAAACUGAUGCACUCUUAGGGUGCUUUGAAUAAUAAAUAUACUAGAAUUUGA
Paramecium octaurelia is the source of this 1254-nucleotide messenger RNA. Lineage: Eukaryota; Ciliophora; Oligohymenophorea; Peniculida; Parameciidae. The record is from the annotation of a GenBank genome assembly.